Rotaria sp. Silwood1 is the source of this 2803-nucleotide messenger RNA. The record is from the annotation of a GenBank genome assembly. NCBI's taxonomy places the organism in Eukaryota, Metazoa, Rotifera, Eurotatoria, Philodinida, Philodinidae.
ACCGAUUGGAUAUUGCAGUAGCGAAUUUCGGCACUAACAAUAUCGGCAUCUUUCAUGGAUUUGGGAAUGGAUCUUUUGCAAGUCAAAUAGAACUUUCAACAGGCUCAUCUCGUCCGAUAGCAAUUAUUGCCGUUGAUUUCAACAAUGACUCACUACUUGAUGUUGCCACUGCGAAUUACGGAACUCACAGUAUUAGUAUAUUCUAUGGAUAUGGUCAUGGAAAUUUUUCGUCUCCAAAUACGUAUUCAACAGGUUAUGAUUCUCUUCCAUCCUCAUUAGCUGCUGGAGAUUUCAAUAACGACAACUAUUUAGAUCUCGCCAUUGCCAAUUAUGGCACGAAUCAUGUUGGCAUACUUUUUGGAAAUACCAACAGAACUUUUGAAAAACAAAUCACGCUUUCAACUGGACUUGGUUCCCAUCCAUUCGCAAUUGCGGUCGGCCAUUUCAAUGCCGACAACUUCCUGGAUAUCGCUAUCGCGAAUUCCGGAACACGCGAAAUAGGUGUAUUCUUAAACAAUGGCAAUAGAACUUUCGCUAAUCAAGCCACCUAUUCCAGCGGUUCUGCUUCUCCGUAUGCGAUUGGCAUCGGAGACUUCAAUCAAGAUAAUCGAUUGGAGAUCGUCAUCGCUAAUAACGGCAAUGAAAAUAUAGGUGUACUUCUCGGAUAUGGAAACGGCCAUUUUGAAAAUCCCAUUAUGUAUUCAACUGGAUCUUAUUCUUCGGUUUCAUUUGCUAUAGGUGAUCUUAACAAGGAUCAUCGAUUAGACAUUGUCGUCGUGAACAAUGAUACUGGUAGCAUAGAUAUUCUCCUUGGUUAUUUUGAGGGAUUUUUAAAUCAAACAAGGUAUUCAGCUGGCUCUUCUCCACAAUCUGUAGUUGUUGGUGAUUUCAACAACGACACUCGACUAGAUAUCGUUGUCGCCAAUUCAGGUAGCAAUGAUGUGAGUAUCCUUCUUGGAAAUGGGAAUGGUUCUUUUGAAAAUCAAACAAGGUAUUCAGCUGGCUCUUGGCCAUCCUCUGCAGUUGUUGGUGAUUUCAACAACGACACUCGACUAGAUAUCGUUGUCGCCAAUCGGUUUAGCAAUGAUGUGAGUGUCCUUCUUGGAAAUGGAAAUGGUUCUUUUGACAAUCAAACAAGGUAUUCAGCUGGCUCUUUUCCACUUUCUGUAGUUGUUGGUGAUUUCAACAACGACACUCGACUAGAUAUCGUUGUCGCCAAUUAUUAUAGCAAUGAUGUGAGCAUCCUUCUUGGAAAUGGAAAUGGUUCUUUUGAAAAUCAAACAAGGUAUUCAGCUGGCUCUUAUCCACGAUCUGUAGUUGUUGGUGAUUUCAACAACGACACUCGACUAGAUAUCGUUGUUGUCAAUUAUGAUAGCAAUGAUGUGAGUAUCCUUCUUGGAAAUGGAAAUGGUUCUUUUGAAAAUCAAACAAGGUAUUCAGCUGGCUCUCAGCCAACAUCUGUAGUUGUUGGUGAUUUCAACAACGACACUCGACUAGAUAUCGUUGUCGCCAAUUUGAAUAUCAAUGAUGUGAGUAUCCUUCUUGGAAAUGGAAAUGGUUCUUUUGAAAAUCCAACAAGGUAUUCAGCUGGCUCUCGACCACAAUCUGUAGUUGUUGGUGAUUUCAACAACGACACUCGACUAGAUAUCGUUGUCGCCAAUGACGGUAGCAAUGAUGUGAGUGUCCUUCUUGGAAAUGGAAAUGGUUCUUUUGAAAAUCAAACAAGGUAUUCAGCUGGCAUUUGGCCAUCCUCUGCAGUUGUUGGUGAUUUCAACAACGACAAUCGACUAGAUAUCGUUGCCGCCAAUUUGGGUAGUAAUGAUGUGAGUGUUCUGCUGCAAUAUAACAGAGGAGCGAUAGCAUAUAAAAUGGCGUAUGCAUCUGGUGGAGGAUCUAGCCUACAAUGCGUAGUGAUUGGUGAUUUGAACAACGAUACUAAUCUGGAUAUUGUCUUAGCUAAUUAUGGCACUAAUAAUAUCGGCGUCCUUGUCGGAUAUGGAAAUGGUAGUUUUGAAAACCAAAUGAUGUUCAGCACUGGCGCAAAUUCUCAUCCGAUUUCCAUCGCGGUUGGCGACUUCAAUGGUGACCGCAUAGCGGAUAUUGCUUUAGCCAAUAAUGGUACCAAGCAUGUAGAUCUGAUGCUUGGAAGUGGAAACGGAAAAUUUGCAAUUCAAACAAGUUAUCAAAUUAGUUUUGAUUCACCUCCGUUAGUGAUGGCUUCUGGUGAUUUUAAUAAUGACAAACGAUCGGAGAUCGUGAUCGCUAACGCUGGAAGUAAUCAUGUGGAUAUCUUUGUUGCGUACAAUCAUGGCUCUUUUGAAAAUCAAACAAGGUACUCAGCUGGCUCUUCUCCACAAUCUGUAGUUGUUGGUGAUUUCAACAACGACACUCGACUAGAUAUCGUUGUCGCCAAUUCAGGUAGCAAUGAUGUGAGUAUCCUUCUUGGAAACGGAAAUGGUUCUUUUGAAAAUCCAACAAGGUAUUCAGCUGGCUCUCGACCACAAUCUGUAGUUGUUGGUGAUUUCAACAAUGACACUCGACUAGAUAUCGUUGUCGCUAAUGGGAAUGGCAAAGAUGUGAGUGUCCUUCUUGGAAAUGGAAAUGGUUCUUUUGAAAAUCAAACAAGAUAUUCAGCUGGCUCUUAUCCACGAUCUGUAGUUGUUGGUGAUUUCAACAACGACACUCGACUAGAUAUCGUUGUCGCCAUUUCUUAUAGCAAUGAUGUGAGUAUCCUUCUUGGAAAUGGAAAUGGUUCCUUUGAAAAUCAAACAAGGUAUUCAGCUGGCUCUUAUCCAUCAUCUGU